Messenger RNA from Caenorhabditis angaria, 567 nucleotides. The record is from the annotation of a GenBank genome assembly. NCBI's taxonomy places the organism in Eukaryota, Metazoa, Nematoda, Chromadorea, Rhabditida, Rhabditidae.
AUGCGAGAAUUUUUGAAGAAAAAUGAGCAGAAUUUGGAGGAACUUAUUGUGAAUUUGGUGAAAAGUGGAGAUCGUGAAGUGCUGAAAAUGGUUUUUGAGAAAAUGGAGGAAUUGAUGCAAGAGCUUCAGAUGGGAAUUGUUGGAGACGAAAGAAAGAAAGGUGAGAUUUUUUUGGGAAUUUUUUUGAGGGAACAUUUUUUAUUUGCUUGAAAAUCUCGUUGUUUUUUUGCAGCCACUGCCCUCUUCGGCUCCACCAUCGAUUCAAAAAUCACCGAAAAACAAGCGAACUCCAUCGCUCGAAAUUUCGCCUGGAUUUCUAAAGCUUUCUCGAUUCUCCUGACAAACUCCCAACAAUCAAAAGCAGUUUUAGACGUAUUGACGAAAAUUGCACCACAGAUCGUCAAAUUCAAAGCCACCCUUCAAGAUCUUCAAAGUUCGGCCGCAAAAAUUGAGGAAAAAGUGGAAAAUCGCCAAACUUUUGAUAUUCUUUCGGAGACGAUUUCGAAUAUCUCUAGUUUGAUCAGCGAAUUUACACGAUAUCCUCUCGAAAAAACCGGCAGAAUUUAA